AUGGAGCAAAGUAGAGGACUUGGUGAUUAUAAUCAAUCAUUUCCGCCGGGGAGGAGGUCGAGAGUAGUGGACUACCAUGGCACUCCUCUUCCCCCGAGAGAAUGCCCUCGUUGUCAGUCCAAUAACACCAAGUUUAGCUAUUUUAACAACUACAGUGUGAAUCAACCAAGAUAUUACUGUCGAACAUGCAAACGCCAUUGGACCCACGGUGGCGCUCAACAUGACAUCCCUAUUGGUGGUAAGUCCCAUAAGGGAAAGAGAUCUACUAGGAGGCAUGAGAAUCAAAGGGUUCAAUUGGCUCCACCAUCACCACCUCAACUGCAACCACUAAGUCCAUCAGCAAUUGUGGCUCCACCAGCUUCCAUUUCUCCUAUGGUUCCUCCAAUGAUGACACCAUAUCACGCUAGUGGUGGGUUUUUUCCCCUAAUGGUGGAGGAAGAGAUAGCUCAACCUCACAAAUUUGAAGCUGAAAAUGGGUACCUCAAUUGGGUAAACCCAUUGAACAUCGUGGACCAAACCUUUCUCCAGCUUACUACUAUGAAUUCUGAUUCAUGUAUGGAAAAUUUUCAUUUGAAAAAUAGUGAGGCUAGCUCGUCUAACGUUGUACCAUUAGAUGCAUCGGUGGGGAAGAUUUCCACCACCAAUGAAGGCACAAAUGUUAGUUGGGAUUCAUCAUUUGUGGACGUAGAUGAAUGGCUAAACAUCCCAAGCGACUUUAGCCCGUCAGUGUGA
Messenger RNA from Ipomoea nil (Japanese morning glory), 732 nucleotides. RefSeq names its product dof zinc finger protein DOF5.6-like. Gene Ontology annotation, biological process: regulation of DNA-templated transcription. The coding region runs from base 1 to 732 and encodes 243 amino acids. The transcript has a single exon. NCBI's taxonomy places the organism in Eukaryota, Viridiplantae, Streptophyta, Magnoliopsida, Solanales, Convolvulaceae. The record is from RefSeq and is a predicted model, not a curated record. Gene Ontology annotation, molecular function: DNA-binding transcription factor activity; DNA binding.